AUGAAGAGUAAGAUCCGCUGGUGUUAUUGUGUUCAUAAGCUUGCUAACAUCCCAUGCAGCAGUGCGUGGAAUUUGCCCAACUCCGACAAGGAUGAAGUCACACCAACAACAAAGGAUAUUUCGGAGGCCUUUGAACCAGAUGAUGAUCAAUUAUAUGACGAUGAUAUCCAGAUCGUUUCCUCGGAUCUUGAAAUCCACGACCUUGUUCCGACACGGCACGUUGGGUUCGAUGACCACGCCGUCUUCCGCGCCAUCUUUCUACAAACAAUUCCACAGAACACUCCAGCAUGGAAAAGAAACCUAUUCAUGACUUUCUCUCAAUGUAUAUCAACAGAAAUGGUCGCCAUAGAUGGCAUCCACAACGACUGGCGACACCUCCUACUCCCCCUCGCUCAACAAGACGAACUUGUCAUGGACGCCGUGCUUACAGUCUCAGCCUUCCACUUCCACAUCAACAAACUAGCAAACAACUUCAAACAAGACGAAACACAGUAUAAUUCUUUUGGAACCACAUCGUGCGAUUCUUAUGUCCCUGACCCGUAUCAACUUCUCGGUCGGACACUUCGGGGUUUGCGAAAGCGGCAGGAACUUGUCUGCGGCGACCAAACAACCCAACAUUAUGUGUUAAUCAGCUUACUACUACUAAUGACAUCCGUUCUGGUUACGGGUGGUUCGGAUUUCCCGGUUCUUCUUCGAAUGCUUGAGUCAGCGCUGGACGCUAUUGGGGGAAAGGAUGGACUCGGGACUGGCAUCCUGGCGGAGUUUAUCAUGCGAGAACUUCAUAAAAUUCGGGUGUAUGCUGCUCCGCAUCUUGGUGAGGAAAUGGGCCUCCAGAUGAUCUCAUCCCAAGCUCGCACCGACCAACUCUUCGGAUGUCUCAACCACUGCCUCCAGCAAUACCCCCAGCACACGCCCCUCUUCUCACAAGUCACAAACCUCGUCUACCAAGCCAGAGAUAUCUACCUCCAACAAGUCAUGUCCGACCAAACUACCAAUUUCUUCGACCUAGACCCCAUCCCUAUGAACCCCCGCUCCGUGGAACGCGUACAACGCUUUAUUGGCGCUCUCGAACAGAUCCCAGAUACAUCGCCAGUAGCGCACAUGUUAAUUUGGACGACAUUCGUGGCUGCUUCUGAUGCGCAGCUUGAAGAGCAUAAGAUGUACUUCGAGGAUGUCCUGCGGAGACAUCAUGCUCGGAGUGGGUUCGGGAAUUUACUGAAGGGCAUUGAGGCGUUGAAGAGGAUAUGGGGGAGGAAGCCUGGAGAACGGUGGACGACUUUGCUGCCGCAGACAAAAGUUCUCGUUGCUUGA
Messenger RNA from Fusarium sp. VM40, 1311 nucleotides. The record is from the annotation of a GenBank genome assembly. NCBI's taxonomy places the organism in Eukaryota, Fungi, Ascomycota, Sordariomycetes, Hypocreales, Nectriaceae.